This is a messenger RNA of Anguilla rostrata (American eel), 6157 nucleotides long. RefSeq names its product THAP domain containing, apoptosis associated protein 1 (gene thap1). The transcript is spliced from 3 exons. The record is from RefSeq and is a predicted model, not a curated record. The coding region runs from base 1388 to 2050 and encodes 220 amino acids. NCBI's taxonomy places the organism in Eukaryota, Metazoa, Chordata, Actinopteri, Anguilliformes, Anguillidae. Gene Ontology annotation, molecular function: sequence-specific DNA binding.
CGGUCACUCAUAGAAGACAAGUAGGCUAGAUUUCUGGAUACUUCGUCGCAGCUGGCGGUCUCACUAGAUAGCCAGCGAACUGUUUUUUAAUGUGAAAUGACGAGAUGCUUCCACGACUGUAGGACAGACCGUAAUUUGCGAAGUGAAACACAUUACUAUGGUUAGCUUUGCAAUCACUGUUAACAUACAACUCUCUGGUUUUACAAUAUGCAUUGGAAAAUGUUGGCUAGGUAACUAGCUUACUCGCUAAAAUGUUAGAACUGAUGACAUUCGCGUGGCGCAUGUUUCCCGUCGUAGCUAGAAAGUAGCUGGGCUAACUACCAGCUUCACAAGUUGUAGCAACAACAGAUAACAUCACACCUAGCUGCUAAUUUGACUGUAGUUUGAAAAUAAUUAGCUAGCCAUCUUAUAAGCUUGGUCUUUCAAUUGACUGUUAAAUGUUAAACCAACUGACACCAAUUUUAGUAAUUAGGCUAGAUGCCAUCUGGCUACAGUAUUCAGUGUAGUUUGUCUUGAUCCGAAGGCUAAUUUACGGGUUAGUCAGCUAACUAGAUAUCUGGCCAGACAGCUUGUCAAUGAUUUUAAAGGAUAACGUACUUUACUAGCUACACCGUCUGUUGGCUAACAAAUGCGUGUAUGUUUCAGUUUCACCCAUGAUUAUUCUCUGGGGUGGACGAGGGCUACUGGGGCAGGGUGGCUGAAGUUCACGUGGUUGAAAAAAAUGUACGUAGUCUAGCUAGAUAAUGUUACAUAACUGGCAAGUUACAUGCUGUCAAAUAUCGAGUUAACUGCAUUCUGAGAUCGUAGCGUUGCUGAUGCACGAAUGGUAAUUCAUAGGCCAAUAUAGGCGCAUUUAACGUCAGGUCAUUAAAAUAAUAUCGUGCAUUAUAAGAAAAUGUAUAACAUGCUCGACAUCCUUUAUCGCUAGACACAUUCGUGUGCUGAGAGAGUUGCAACAACUUGGAUACACUGUAUCCUACCAAAUUUUAUGCGUUAUGUGCUCAGCUUCUUAACUCCGAAUUAUAAUUUCCUCAAAAAUACUUCCUGUAGCACACAGCGUCUGUUAAUAUCCGCCACGUUUGCUUUGCAAAUCUUGUCCAUCCCAAUGCAAAAUCGCAGCAAACCGUCUGGUCAUACAGCAUAACGCAUUGGCUGAAGCUGGUCUUCCUUUAAAUGUACAGUAGCCCCGUUACACAGCGACCGUCGAGAAGUGUGCGUUGCAGGAAUAUGGACACAGACAAUGUGCAAAAGACUGACUCGAUUACUGGAUUAUAAUUACAUUAUAAAUGCACUGUAAACGUUUUGGUACGCAUUUUACAGUGUAUAACAUUAUCAUUGAAUACAAUAUUCAGCUUUAUAUAUUUGGCGACACUAGACUCUGACUUAAAUGGCUGGAAGACAUCUCCGGGUUACCUCGAGAUUCCCGCUUGCGCGUCCAGAUGUGUGUGGAAAAUGGGUUGCGGCUAUGAGACGGAACAACUUCAAACCAACAAAAUACAGCAAUAUCUGUUCGCAGCAUUUCACAAGAGAAUGCUUCAAACGGGAGUGCAACAACAGAGUGUUGAAGGAAAACGCAGUACCUUCACUCUUCUGUUUCAACAGAUUACAUAAAAAGGAAGAAGCCCUAGACGACCCAGAUCUCCCGGAGAUGGACUUCCAAAUGGUGCUGCCUCUCCCCGACUCCGAGCAGACCCAGGCACUGCAGCCGGAGCAGCCGGAGCAGUCGAACCCUCAGGUACAGGCGGCAGUGAACUCUGACCUCACGUCAAGCAUGGCCGUCUCCUGUGACCACAACUACACGGUGGAGGACACGGUGCAGCAGAAGAAGCGCAUUGAGCAGCUGGAAGAGCAGGUGGAGAAGCUGCGCAAGAAGCUGAAGACGGUGCAGCAGAAGUGCCGCCGUCAAGAGCGGCAGCUGGAGAAGCUGAAAGCCAUGGGGGAAUUCUACAAGGCCAGCAAGGACCCGGCCGCCUUGGGAGAGAGCUAUGUCAUACUACCCAAAGAGCUCUACGAUAUUCUCAAAGGAAUUGAGUCCAUCAAUGGCUUGUAAUGACUAAUGACCUGGCCAUGGCAGGGAAAGACUUUUUUUUUUUGUUGUUGUUGUUGUUGUGUUGUCUCCUUUGGUUGUCCAUAUAAGUUUUAUCUUAAGUGGCGGUCCUUCUAAAAUCCCCUACUUUAAAGUUAUACUUGAAUCAGUUUGCCCCAUUUACUAAUGUGAGUGGGAUAUUUUAGUUUUUUCAAGCUUGCAUCGCAGUAAGGGCAAGUAUCCCUAAAAGGGUUGUGUAAAGCCUGGCCCUUUUAGUGUUACACAUCACCAAGGUAAGGCAAUUAAAGUGGUUCUGAAAAGAUAAUGAUUGUGUAGCAUUUCUUAGCCACAGAGGAACUGAACUUAUCCUUUAAUGUGAAUUGAAAUCAGCUCAAAAUAGAGGCUUGAAAUAUUUACAGUGCUCUAAUGUUCUGCAAAGAUAAAUUACACAUGUAUCUCUUCACAACCACUUGCUGUAUGCUGAUGUUAAAAAACAGUUUCCUCUCAACAAAGUAAUCCUUUCUUGGGUGCGACUGGACUGGAGGAAUUUUUUUCUGCAGUAUAACCUGCAAAUGAUAUCUCCUGGUCACAAUCAGAAUUUAAGUUCAAUUUACCACGCUCCAUCAAAGUGUACAAAGGCUUAUUUCAAAGUAUUAGAUUAAAAGGAAAGAACAGAUGAUGAACACGCAUUCACAAUAAAUUAAUAUUACUCCCUCAACUUUUCAAAUUCAAACAGUAUAUUUCUUGAUUUGUUUGAAACCACUGAAGUAGUAUUGGAAUGUCAGUUUUUCCACUCAAAGAUCUGCCUUUUUAAGACCCAGUGAGGUUGGCGAAAUUGUUGUGCCAGUAACUACACUGUUCUAUGAUAAUAGUGAAAUGUGAAGUAAAUAAAGAGGACCAUAAUGUAUGAGUUUUUGGCUGUUCGGGAUCUUUAUCUGGCACCUAGCUAUCAAAUUAUGUUUCAUUUGCUUGAGGUUAGCCAGUUUUAAAGCCUUUUCUGUUGCUAGCCAGCUUGAUAACAAGCAUUUAUUUAUAUUCCUCAGCUAUGUUUGGUGGGGGAAAAAACAAGACAAAUGGCUAAGCAGCCAUUUGAUGGCGGUCAAAUUAUUUGCAGCUUUCCUGCUUGCAAUUUUGUUUACAUAAAGGGGAGGAUUUUUUUAUUGUGAGUACAUGUUCAUGAUCUGCUUAUAUUUCAUUUUUAGUAAAGAACACAAACUGUAAAUUAUUGAUGGGAUAAAAUGAAACUGUAGUGUAGUGAGUACAGAUGUUUUUCAUGAUUAAGUGUUAGUUUUCCUCAAUUACCAUUCAACACCAAAUUAUUUUUCCGGAGGCCAAAAAAGCAUGUAGCUUUUGGAAGGAGGAGCAGAUGAUGCAGCAUACUUCAGAAAAGAGCUGCAGCAUUGCAGGUGUGUGUGCCUCUUGUAAACUAAUUUAGAAAAAACACUGAUUGUUACAGGUUGGAAUUAGCAUAGCAUCUUCAGUCAUGGAGUCAAAGAAUACACAUAUGCUUACAGACCACAGAAGAUUACAGAUUUUACUGAAAAAUGAUUUGAUCGUAUUUGAACAUUGAGAAUUUAUUGGAUGUUAGUUUACUGUGGUAUUAGGCAUGGAUUUGUUUCUGUUUACAGACGAUUCAAUUUCAAACAUACUUUUAACAUUUGUGACGCUCAUUCGUUCAGAGGACAGUGGUACAGAGGACUGUAAACUGAAAUAUUGGUAAACGUUUAUGUAUGAAGAAUAAUUUGGCCAAAGUACAUGCAUGAUAUUGACACAUGCAUGAUAUUGAUUAGACUCUUAUUGGGAUUUUUUGUGGAGGUCACCUGGAUUAUACUGACUACCUCUCUCAGUACUACAGGAAGUUGAGCCAAGAUGCUUGAUACUGGUUAAUGUCUCCAUUGCUUCACAAUACCUCUAGAUUCUGUGUUGUCCUUUAACAGGUUAACUCAUUGGUCAGAGGGAUGAAAGAUGCAGCUGAGGGGUGCACAACUCCGGUCCUGGAGAGCUUGUCCGCAUGCUGGUUUUUGUUCCAACCAAUCUAUGCUAUAAACUACGCUGGAUCACUCCUGUACUUGAGCACAGUAGAAUCUUUACAAUAGGCUACAUGUGCAGUCUGCAGCUGUAGCUGGUGCUUAUACAAAUUUCAGAUGAAGGUAUGAUUGAGCUAAUUAAAUACCGUAAUAGCAGAAUUUGGCACAAAAUCCCGAAACGGAUCAGCUCUCCUGCACUCCUGAUACAGCUGGAAUUAAAAGUGGAACCAGUUAUGCUGGGACUUUUACGAGCUACUUUUCCCCAAAAUUCACAGAAAAUACUAGUUGACAUGCAUCUUCUCAAUUUGGAUUUUUAUUUAUGUAUAGUAAAGCCUAUGAAGAUGGAGGACCUCCAUGCAUUUAUGUUUAGAAAAUAUAUAUGAAAAUGCGGAAGCGCUGUUGAACUACGGUAUAAAGUGUAAUAUGUACUAUGGAUUGUAGAUUAUUUGUGUGGUUCCUAAUGGAAAAUAACAGUGUGCUUUUUACUUCUUUUUUAUUUUUAUUUUUUUUGCUCAGUUUUCUGAGCUGGUUAAGGAAAGCCAUAUUUCAAAGGGACAACUACUGGACCUAAACCAGACGUAUUAUUGCAUAAAGACAUAGUUGCCUUAAGCCCUCGCUAAACUGAGUGGACUGUUUUCAUAUAGUAUGACCGUUUGCCACAGUUUCCCUAUAAAUGAACAGAACUGUUUCGUAUUGCAGUGGAAUGCAAGUGAACAUGUUUCUGUAAUAGUCACUGUUUAUAAUUUUACAUAGUCGCUUAGCAAUGUCCCUGUCCAGGGCCACUUGCAUUGCUCAACCCAUGCACCACCCCCCCCAACGCCCACCCCCAUAAAUUCCCCCAGAUGCCAUUCAUUUUACAGCUGCGCAUUUAAAGAUUACAAAGUAAUGAUGGCAACCAUCUGGCCACAUUAUCUGGGUCCUUAACCAUGAAUCUAUACUGCUGCCCUGCUAUCAAGCUCUUCAUUCACCGCUCAUUAAAUUGAUGGUAUGACAAGCUGUGUUAAAAGAAUAUAAACUGUGUCCGGUCUUUUACAGUCACAUAUUUCAGCCUUUUGGAUCGAGAUGUGGACUUUGAGUGUUCCUGUGGAUCUCCUCUUGAAUUCAUGAAUGUUAAUCACAAAAUCAGUAAUUGAAUAUUGUCAGAAGAAUUGUAAUUCAGUGUAUGUUAACAAUGGUGGAAAUAUGCAUUGAAAGACUGAAAGAACAAGUAUUUGCUUGAGCCUUACAAUAUUUUUUAUAACUGGCAUAGCCCAAUACUAGCCAUUGUCCGGGCAUGCAUUAGUACCUCCCAGGGAUUAAUUUUCUACUACUUAUAAACCUUUUCCUGGAAGAAGGAAAAUUAAUUUCUAGCUCCAAUCAAAAAUGUAUUAAAUAGAGCUGCUGGAAGGUUCGUCCCAUUAAGACACUGUUCCAGUGUGUGGAUGGAGCACAGAGUCUGGCCUCGUCAGUAUCAACACUGUCCCUGUACUGGCAGGCACCCUGCAGAAUCAGGCACAGAGGCACUCAUGGAGGGAAAGAAUCGGCGAGGGAUAAGAGUGUGUCCCAUCACUUGUCAACAACCUCCUCUCUUCAGCCAGUGUACACAGUCUGCAUGCACACGCUGCACAUGGGCUGCACUUCCAGCUGAAGGUCUGUAUGACCUCACCUAGUGAAGGGAAGCAGUCGGUGACGUGUGCAUUUCAGAGGCAGGUGCAUGCUUGCCUGUGCUCUUUUAACAUGGGAGAAAACCGCAGCAGUCCGUUUGGCUAACAAAUACAACGGGCAUUCAAAAUUGUGUGAAUUUGAGAGGAAAUUUUUAAAAAUGUAUUAAAUUAUAAAUAUGUAAACUACUGAUCAGUUGUCAGAGAACAGCCAUACUGUAUGUGCCCUUUAAGGGGUGUUCAUUAUCUAAACAGCACUUUAAUACAAAACAAAUUUGCUUUCAUUUUUCCGUUAUCAUUUCAUUAUGGUUGCAUUAUUACUCUAUAGCAAAUGCAUUCUCAUGUGGGUAUUCUGCAGUGAAGUUUAAUUGCACAGAGGAACUGUUAAAAAUGUUUAUUGCUGUAUACACAGGUAUGAAUGUGUGGAUGUUAUGCUUGUAAUAAAUAAAAAUUAAUGGAGAUGA